Molecule: messenger RNA, 1752 nt
Organism: Gloeophyllum trabeum ATCC 11539
Lineage: Eukaryota; Fungi; Basidiomycota; Agaricomycetes; Gloeophyllales; Gloeophyllaceae
Product: cytochrome P450
Exons: 14
Coding region: 34-1548 (504 amino acids)
Molecular function (GO): oxidoreductase activity, acting on paired donors, with incorporation or reduction of molecular oxygen; heme binding; iron ion binding
Source: RefSeq, a predicted model, not a curated record
CCGUACCUGCUGCUUCCAAAACCACCUUUCCCGAUGUAUAUCGCCAUAGCUACCGUCGUACUCCUGCUUGGCCUCCUCCUAUGGCGGAGGGCGCAAACCAACCUCCCAUAUCCUCCAGGCCCACCACCGAAGCCUCUCAUCGGCAACCUUCCGGAUAUCCCGAGGGAACGGGAAGCCCUGGCGUACAGCGCUAUGGCGGACACCUACGGCGACAUACUCCGCCUCGGGGUGCUGGGCAAAAACAUUAUCGUCGUCAGCUCGUUCGAAGCCCUCACCGAGCUGUUCCACAAGCGCUCCGUCAACUACUCUGACCGUCCUCACUCGACGAUGAUGAACAAGCUAAUGGACCUCGAAUGGAUCUUCGCUUUCCGCUCUUAUGGAAACGAAUGGCGGGACCACCGCAAGCUCUUCCACUCGCAAUUCCAAGAAUUCGUCGUGCCCGAGUUCCGGCAGACCCAAGCACGUGCCGCACACAAACUCGCUCACGAGGUCAUUCAGUCCCCAGAGAAGCUCUUCCACCACCUCCACAUGCAUGUCGGCGGAGUACUGAUGGAUAUCACCUACGCCAUGGGCAUGAACCCGCGAACGGAGAAACUCAUCAACAUGGCAGACGACGUCAUCAUGGCCUGGUCCAAAGUCGCCACCCCGGGCGCAUACCUGGUCGAUGUAAUUCCCAUAAUGCGCUACAUCCCAGAGUGGCUUGUACCAGGGCGUGGCGGUUUCCAGAGGGAAGCACGCGUAUGCAAAGAAAGCGCGGUAGAAGCGCGGAACAGGCCGUUCAACGAGGUGGUCAGCGAGAUGAAACAUGGAACUGCCAAACCCUCAUUCGUUUCGAAGUUGCUUUCACAAGCCGGGCCGAAUCCUGACCUGGAGAUGAUGAGAGCAACCGCGGGGACCGUCUACUUCGGUAGGACGGAAGCAGUCAGCAUCUGCUUGCGCACGUUCAUACUCGCGAUGGUCACAUAUCCCGACGUCCAAGCUAAAGCGAAGCGUGAGCUCGACAGCGUCGUCGGGAGAGACCGCCUCCCCGGCUUCGAAGACAUGGACGCCUUACCUUACAUCAAUGCCAUCGUCAAAGAAGUCAUGAGGUGGAAUCCUCCUGCACCGAUGGCCAUCCCCCACGUCACAGUCAAAGACGACGAAUUCAGGGGCUACCACAUCCCCGGCGGCUCCGUCGUCAUCGGCAACCUCUGGAAAAUCCUCCACAACCCCGAAGUCUACCCCGACCCGAUGCGCUUCACGCCCGAACGCUUCACAACCGGCGUAAAGGGCGGCGACCUAGCCACCGCGGAAGAGCACCUCGAAGCCGUGUACGGCCUCGGCCGGCGCAUCUGCCCCGGGCGCUUCGCGGCCGUCUCGCAGCUGUUCAUCACGAUCGCGACGCUGCUUAGCGUGUUCGAUAUCCUACCGGGCGCGGAUGAGAACGGGAACAAGGUCACUGUGGAGCCGGACUUCACCUUCAGCUAUGCGAGCCACCCCGCUCCGUUCAAGCACUCUAUGGUCCCGCGAGGAGAGUACGUCAAGAGCCUACUCGAGUUAGCGGACUAAGCCGCUUCAUGCCAUGCGCGGCGGGAGGGCGUCGGGAGCUGUCGAGAACAUAGGGGUUCGACAUCUAAUGGAAUACUUUCCUCUAGAUGUAAGAAGGAGCAUUUCCAGACCUGCGUCCAUCUGAUCUGGAGUACUUCAUCCAGAGAGUAGCCGUGAUGAUUGAGUUAAGAGUCAGACGAUGCAGUCGGGAUACUGAACAGGCAC